CGCAGCUCCACUGAAUGAAUGCAUUCUCCCUUCCCCGAGAUGACCAAUAACUUUUCGUCAUUCUGUGGUGCAAGUUGGCCGCGUCAGCCAGGCGCGCCCACUGCUCAGCUCAACCCUGUGUGCACCCAGUAACGGAGUUUAGUUUGGAUGGAUUCACGGAAAGUCUACACAUGUCAAACGGAGUGUUUUACAGCCGAGUGAGACGUCACGGGAGAACGGAGCUUCACGGAUAAGUCAGUCGUUACUUUCAUUUGACGCUGUUAAUAUUCAGACGCAGCAGAAAGAGAGUGUACUUUUUGGUAAGCGAUGCGUUCUGCUAAAAUCUUGAAGAAGUGGGUUACUGGUGGAAUUAAAUGAAUAAAUGAUAUGAUUCAUACUUUGAGGGCUCAAACUAUCCACAUCUGCUGAUCCAAAUGGAUGUUGGUGCCAUGUGCCAGGGUUUCUCAGGACACACCCAGCCCUAACUUCGACACAGGAACUGAACAUUUGGAAGGAGGGACAGGACAGAUAACUGGAUCCUUUUGGAGAACAGACAGGCAUAAUCAUAAAAGGUGUGAGCACAGAGUUGACAUCCUAGCAACAAUGGGUGACUCCGGUGAGGACUAUGUAAACUACACCUAUGAUUAUUACCUGGAGUAUGGCGACUGGGAGGAACUCAAAGUAGACCACAGGCAGACGGACACUAUGCACAUUAUCUCAGUGGUUAUCUACAUCAUUUCCUUUGUGCUUGGGCUGAUUGGAAAUGGAACGGUUAUCUGGGUGACAACGUUUAAAAGCAAAAGGACUGUCAAUAGUGUGUGGUUGCUCAACCUAGCUAUGGCAGACUUUGUAUUUGUGCUUUUUCUACCCCUCUCCAUUGACUACCUAUUGCGAGACUUUCACUGGGACUUUGGUGUGGCCAUGUGUAAGCUUAACUCUUUUGUUUCUGGGAUUAACAUGUAUGCCAGUGUGCUGUUUCUCACAGUGCUCAGUAUAGACAGAUAUGUCUCUAUAGUCCAUCUCAACUGGUCUCAGAGGUAUCGCACUGUACAGAGAGCCUGGUUUACAUGCGGAUGCAUUUGGGCACUAGCUACAGCCCUGAGCUGUCCAGCGCUUAUUUUUCGUGACACUGUGCGCUUACAUGACAAGGUGGUGUGCUUCAACAAUUUCCACACACAGGAUGGAUAUAUAGCAGCCAUGAGACACAUUAUAAUGGUGGCCAUCCGUUCCACCGUGGGCUUCCUUCUGCCCUUUACUGCUAUAUGUGUGACUGGAAUCCUUCUGACAAUCAAAGUGAGACGAUCUGGGGACUCUGUCCACAUGUCUAGCUUCUCCAAAACAGUCACUGCAGUAAUUCUGGCCUUCUUUUUAUGCUGGGCACCUUUUCAUAUUUUUAGCAUGAUGGAGGUAUCUGUACAUACCUCAGGACACCUACACAACAUACUGAAAUCUGGCUUUCCGCUUGCUACUAGCUUAGCCUUUUUUAACAGCUGUCUUAACCCCCUGCUGUACAUGCUCCUGGGCAAAAACGUUCGACAUAUCCUGAAGCGUGCAUGCCUGGACAUAACUAAAUGUUCACUAAGAGAGAUCAGCCAGUCCAUCUCUGCCACUGAGGUGGAGUCUGUGCCAGGACCUUAUCAGGACAGUAUCACAGAGGAGCCUGUGGAGUCAGCAAAUUUAUAACGGCCAUGAUAAACAUGAGGGUGAGAAUGGCUAUUAUUGUAGCGUAAAUGUGGAGGAUUCUUAUAGCUCUUCUUUCCAGCAGUAGUAUUAAGAGUUUCCUCCUUUGUUUCGUUUGGAUAGAAUUAUGUCUACAUCAAUCUACAAUUACACUUGGUGGAAAAGCUGAGGGAACCUGUGCAGGACCUGCACAUGGAGUUAGUAUUUUGCCAUCUGUUUUUCAUUUGCAUAACACAAAUGAUCUAUAAAGAAAGAGGUGAGGUUAAAUUAUACCUGAGACUGUUGAUUAGCAACUAUUCUGAUAAGUAAACUUGUUAAAAUAAAGAUACCAGGCAUUCUGUGGUUCCCGCUUCUCCACUGUGAGGAUUUGCUGCUUCUGUGAUAAUAAACUGAACAUAUCUGUGGUCAGAUAAAACAAUUUGCAGAUGCUACUUUGGGAUAUGGAAAAUAUGAUCAAUAUUUUUCAUUAUUAUUAUGCAUAUCAUACAUUAAGAAGAUAUUUACUCAUUUUUUAUUGUAUUCUUUUGAACCAAGGGCAUUUGCUCAUCAAUGCUUGAUAGGCUAUUUGAUGCUGAUAUCAGAUUGUAUCUAACAUUAAUAUGUAUUUAUACAAUUUAAUGUAUUUUAAGAUUUGUAACUACUUGUAUUAAUGUGUUAUUCUUGUAUAUUCCAAAUAAAAUAGCAUAUAUUUCAAUAAAUUUUUAACU
Messenger RNA from Monopterus albus (swamp eel), 2366 nucleotides. It is a transcript of the gene cmklr2, whose product is annotated as chemerin chemokine-like receptor 2. Lineage: Eukaryota; Metazoa; Chordata; Actinopteri; Synbranchiformes; Synbranchidae. Gene Ontology annotation, biological process: phospholipase C-activating G protein-coupled receptor signaling pathway; complement receptor mediated signaling pathway; positive regulation of cytosolic calcium ion concentration. Bases 418 to 1662 code for a protein of 414 amino acids. Gene Ontology annotation, molecular function: complement receptor activity; G protein-coupled receptor activity. Gene Ontology annotation, cellular component: plasma membrane. The record is from RefSeq and is a predicted model, not a curated record. The transcript is spliced from 3 exons.